Fusarium verticillioides 7600 is the source of this 2113-nucleotide messenger RNA. RefSeq lists its product as hypothetical. The record is from RefSeq and is a predicted model, not a curated record. The transcript is spliced from 2 exons. Bases 446 to 2113 code for a protein of 555 amino acids. Lineage: Eukaryota; Fungi; Ascomycota; Sordariomycetes; Hypocreales; Nectriaceae.
GUGCAGUCGGUUUCAGUGGGCUUUUCGCUCAGCCCUACAGAUCGUCUGGCACGAGUGAAGCAUUUACUGCUCACUCGUGGCGUAGCAUCUUCAGACCCCGGUUAUUGACAAGCCUCUAAGGCCUCCAUUGCUGACAGUAGGAACAUUCCUAUUUUGUCUGACGCUCUCUCCUUUUCUCUUUCUCAUCAUUGCUUUUGGUUAUUUUGUUACGAAACGGUUGAAUAUUCGACACCAUCCUCACGGCGAUCUUAUCUCGAACCGAUCUGUGACCGUUGUAAACCCGCGAUUAUCAAUCAGAUUAUAUCCGUUGAUUUGCGACAACCCCCAGCCUGAAGAGGCUGCAUUUAUCCGAGUUACAUUUUGCUCAUGAUCGGCGCCCCUCACGGCUGAACGAUACCAUCUCGAUCCGCUGUCGCAUUUCCCCUCAGUUCCAUGAUCGCACAAGAUGAGGAACUGGGGGUGUAGCUUUUGCCUUACCUCGGUCGUUGGUGCAUUCUGGGCUUUGGGUGUCGAGGCGGCCGACUACAGAAGACAUGAUGGCGUUCAUCGUAUUGAGAAGGAGGCGCAAAUCACACAGCCAGCGGGUCUUGCUCGACGAGCCGAAGCGCAAUGUGCGACGAGUAUGAAAUUAUGCCCGUCGAGUCUGGACGGAGGAUGUUGCCCAGAAAACUAUGAUUGCGCCAAAGAGAGCUGCCAAGCGACAACGAAGGGACCCUCGACGUGUGGAACAAAAAUAGGCUGGCAUGUUUGCGCUCCGGUCUAUGGAGGAGGCUGUUGUCCUGACGGCUACCUUUGCGAGACAGCCGAUAAUUGUGUACCGCCCUCUGGAUCAGCAUAUACGUACGGUUGUCCAGCUAGCCAGUAUUUAUGUCCGUCAUCACUGAGCUACGGCUGCUGUCCGAAUGGAAUGGCAUGCGGCGUGAACCAGUGCUACUCUUCUGAUCCUGUAACUGUCACAAGUACUAUGGUCAUUACAACGACAAUAAGGGGGGAGCGAACGACUUACAAGACGACAGCCGUGACCGUCGAAACACCAACAGCUCCUACGGCUCUUCCGACGGUAAAUGCUGGGGAAGAUAACGACCAGGCAGUUCUAAAAUACUUCCCUUCAUCAAUUCCCAAAGUCAGCCCAACGAGCUUAUCUGACGAUGACAACGGCGAUAAAGGAGGCCUUUCAACUGGCGCAUUGGCUGGUAUUAUUGCCGGUUCUGUGGCUUUCUUGAUUAUCGUAUUAGUGGCGGCGUUUAUCAUCAUCCGCCAUCUGAACAAGGUUGUUGCCGCUGUCGCCACACCAAAAACAUCGGACAAAUCCAACGGCUCAAAUAGCCAAUCUCGACAGACACGGGAGUACAAGACAGCAGACUCGGCCGUCGAUGAACUAAGCAUCGAUCCAUUAAUACACCCAUCACUGAUACCUCCACGGCCGCGAAACCCCGGCCCUGACUCUGCAGCAACUUCACCAUUCGGUCUCGCCAGUGCAGACCACAGUUCUACUGAGCCUACGCCAGGAGGUAGCGGUUACCACGCGGUACCAGGAAGUGGCAACACCAGCAGACAUGCUAGUUUUGAUGCAAUGGGUAACAGGGACGAUUACUUCAGCGCCGUAGCUGCAGGCGAACAACAUCGAAUGAGCCAUAUCUCUAGACUUACUGGGUCGACGAGGAACCGUUCGAGUACAGAUUCACACGGGACGUAUACCCAUGUUCGGAACUACAGUAAUGCUUCGGAAGGAUCUGAUGGUUCCCCUGGAGUGAUGGCAGGUGCCCAUCCCACGGCAGAGCUAGAAGCAACACCAUAUGUACCAGAACUGCCGAGUUCUCCGUCAUCGGUGGUAUUCCCAAAAGAUGAAAGGCGAAGGUCAUCAGGCAGUAUUGCUAGUGUCCCGAGCCGACGUCCUGUAGCUCAGCGUCAGUCGGUUGGACCACGAAUUCGAAGUGAUUCUCUGGGUCAGAGUAAUCUCAGCAUUGUGAACGAAGAAAUGCAUGGAUUCUAUGGGCCGAGUGAACACCUCGUUGGUCAAACGGACAGCCAUCGGCCGGGAACUCGAGGCUCCAGUAACAGGCAACCAAAUGCGCCUAUGGAACCUCCACGACCUGUGGCUGAGGAGCCAUAA